Molecule: messenger RNA, 1112 nt
Organism: [Torrubiella] hemipterigena
Lineage: Eukaryota; Fungi; Ascomycota; Sordariomycetes; Hypocreales; Clavicipitaceae
Source: the annotation of a GenBank genome assembly
GGGGAAGCGAAACACCAUGGUCAAGAUCGCAAUUGCAGGCGCAAGCUCUGGUUAGUCGCAUGGACCGCUCACAAACAGCAACAAGUCCAAAUUUUUGACUUUAAAUGACUACAGGGCUGGGCCGUGAAGUACUUGAUACACUUGUUGGCACUGGUAAACAUGAGAUUCUUGUUCUCGGCCGAGGGGAUUCUUCAAAUAGUGGUGUCUUGCCAGGCGUCAUAAGGAUACAAACUGCAUUUGAUAACCACACAGAGCUUGUUACUCUACUUGAUGAUGUCCACACUCUGCUAUGUUUCUGGAGCCCUGCCAAAGACCCUGGCGCGGAGGCCCAGAAACGUCUUGUCAAUGCCGCCAUCGACGCCGGUGUAAGGCGCUUUGCACCUAGCUCUUGGUCAACUGGUUCAAAGCUUGAGGAAUGUCUUGACGUAUAUCCGUUUUACGCGAGCAAGUUGGCAAUGCUAGACUACUUGCAAGAGAUUAAUAAAGAUAAAAAGGUUAUCGAGUAUACCUCUUUUGAAGUGGGAAUGUUCAUGGAAUUCUUAGCGUAUCCUCAACAAACGACAAAGCACAUUUCUCCUAUCCCCGGUAUUGUUCUACUCAACGAUAAGAGAAUAAUCGCUCUCGAGGGUCACUUGGAUGAUGCUCUCACCUUCACCUCGGUCGAAGACAUUGCUGGCGUCGUGGCUGUAGCGGUUGAAUACCAAGGGGAGUGGCCCGCGGUUGGUGGUAUCAAUGGUGAUCGACUCAGUCUCCGUAGUAUUCAAAGGAUAGCCGAAAAGCUAUACGGAACACCAUUUAGAGUCGACAUUCUCCAACAGUCCGACGUCGAAGCAGGCGUCGUCAAAUUGGACGACUUGCCUGCUAUAGAACAUGCAGCCAUUCCCAAAGAAAAAAGAGCACAAUUUGCAAAGCUCGCUACACGCGGUCUAUUGUUAUCAGCUGCACGUGGUGCUUGGACAGUGACGGAUGAUUGGAAUAAGCUUCUUUCAAACUACAAAUUUACUAGCGUUGAGGACUUUGUAGCCAGAUUAAUAAAGCCGGCAGAUGCCAACUAAAGACAAUGAUAUAAUGUGGUAAAUUGAAAGAUCAAAGCUAGAAUACCUGAUUUUAGC